Molecule: messenger RNA, 195 nt
Organism: Camelina sativa (false flax)
Lineage: Eukaryota; Viridiplantae; Streptophyta; Magnoliopsida; Brassicales; Brassicaceae
Source: RefSeq, a predicted model, not a curated record
CUGCCUCUUCCUCCUCCUGCCACUGUUCUCAGCUUAAACUCGGGCGUUGGCUUUAAGUUUCUUGACAACACAGAUUCUCUUGUUGCUUCUAACCCUAACUCCUUUGAGGAAUCUGCAAGUUUUGGUUUUUUUGCUAAGAAAAGAGGCCAAGUUUCUGAUGAGAGUAGAGGAGACAGAAGGCAUAAGCGUAUGAUC